AUGGACGGUGGUGUUUUAAUCAAUUUCUCCGUGACUUUUGAUCUUUUGUCCAAUAAAAACAUAUUGAAUCAAACCGUCCCCAUCUUGAAAAAAUCAAAUCCCAAAAUGUCUGAAAAAGAUAAACGUACUGCUACUGAGGCCCGUGAACUUUUAAAAAGAAGGUUCGACUUUAACGCACCUGGACUCCGUUUUUACGGAACAGUCAUUUCGACUAAACCAGGUGCUAAUGACAAGGUCAUUUGUAAGGUCAGCGAAGAGGAAGAGGAGAUUAGGCCUGUAAAUCAAGAUGACUGGAUUAUGGGUGAGGUUACAAUGGAUACACGUCUGACCUCUGGAAAGGACUAUCAUUCCAAUAAGGCCACAUUUAAUCUUUCGAACAAGUUAACUGUUAGUCCUGCCGAGUACUUUCUUUAUUUUUUGCCUGUGGAGUUUAUCAGUGAUGUUGUGAUUCAUAACAUCAACCAGCAUGCUUUGAGUAUCAUGAAUACUUGGAUCAGUGUUACGUUUGUCGAGUAUUUAACAUGGAUAGCUCUGUUAAUGAACAAGACUUAUAUGGAAUACGACAGGUUUUUUGCUAUUUUGAUAUUCCAUGUAUUUGAAGUACCCAGCGAAGCCCAACAACUUUUGGAUCCACGGUAUCAAAUUCGCCGAUUCUUGGAUGCUUUCAAUAAGACAUUAGCCAAAGCUCUGACUCCUGAAAACCUCACCCCAUCGGCCAAGAAUUCAAGACGCUCGCUGAUCAUGACACUUACUGCAUUGUCGAUACUUGAUACAGUAAGGGAUCCUGUGAAGAAGAAGUAUGACGAUGUAGAUAGAAACUUGAUUGCAACGUUGAAGCGUUUAUGUGAGCCUUGGUUCUUCAACGGUAGACCAAUUAUUGGAGAUUCCUGGUUUGGCUCCCCCGAAAUGACUUGUGUUUUGCUAGACCAUGGAUUGCAUUCAAUUAUGCAGUGUCUCCGUACUGAACGUGGUAGCUAUGUUGCCAUGUCAAAGUCGGAUCACCAUGGUCACCACAUCUUCGCAUAUGCCUUCAAGAAUAACACUUCAAUGACAUCCAACGUACCACGUACGUAUAAAGGAAUCAAUGGACAGAUUGUUACAAUCACCCGUCGCCUAGUGUUUCAUGAUUAUGAAAGUCAUAAGAGCAGUAUCGAUGCGAACAACAAUAGCAGAGACAACAUGAUCUCUUUUUAUGAUAUUAUGAAAACCCUACCGUUGGGAAGUUCGUUUCUUGUCGUUCGUCUUUGGUAUUGCGGAAGCUAA
Mucor mucedo is the source of this 1263-nucleotide messenger RNA. RefSeq lists its product as uncharacterized. Bases 1 to 1263 code for a protein of 420 amino acids. The transcript is spliced from 9 exons. Lineage: Eukaryota; Fungi; Mucoromycota; Mucoromycetes; Mucorales; Mucoraceae. The record is from RefSeq and is a predicted model, not a curated record.